AUGAAUAAUAAUCAAGAACAAACAAACAACGUGGAGGAAACACGCUCUGCCAAGAGCGUAGAGGAGGAGGAUCGCUCAGUCGCGAGCGACAGCUCACAGAGGUCGCGCACUGGCCCCGCAUGUAGCAAGUUGGGGACGCGCGCCGAGGCAGCUGCCUUCGAGGUAGCGCUGUCGAGGGCCGGUUCUGCGGCCUCUCUGAUCUCCCUCGGAGGAGAGAGCCGAAAACGGACGGCUGAAUACGUUGUCUCCUCCUCGGAUUCCGAGGGGGAGUCAACAAAACGUCCUAGGGGGAGGCCAGCUCUAAAUCCCGAACAUGUCGGGAAAUAUACUGCCGAGGCAAUGGCAAAGAAGGCCGAAAAGGCUAAAGCCCAGCAGCUCCGGAAGGACCACCGGACGAUCUUGGAUCCGGAAGUUGAGCCGACCUCCACAUCAGCCAAGAGGGCUCAAGCGAAGGCUGUCGAACUCGCCCUCGAGUUCGACGAUCAACCGAUUUGCGCGGUCGCCGCGGUCGCAACACGCGAGCUGGCGACCAUUGCCAAGUCGGUUGAGCGAUCAAAGAACAUCAAGGGCGACAUAGUGAGGGAUAUGUGGACAGCAUACACCAAGCUGUCCGCAGCCCUCAUGUCAGUCUUUACGAGGGCGGGUGAUAGCAGCCUGGCCGCGAACGUAGACCAGAGGGAGGAAUGCUCCAGACCCGCCUGGGCGAAGGAGAGACGCCGGCUGAAUGAAGAGGACAGGGUGCCGAGGAUGAAAUGGGACUCGACCAUGGAGUGGUCGGGUCCCGAUAGCCUGGCCGGCGACCGCAGUCCUAUUAGGACUAGGGAAAGGACUGCUCCCGCGGAGAGGGAGGGGCCGCGCGUGACGGUCACAGAGGAGGACCUGAGAUCCCCGUAUUUCAGGACCCCUCUGCAGGGGGUUAGCAAGCAGCUGAACCCUCUGGCGGCAGUCGCGGAUAGGACCGCCCCUGUCGGCAAGAAACCCCCUUCGAAAAAUAAAAGGAGGGAGAAUGCCGACGGGGUCGAUGAUGAGGAGGACCGCAUCGAGCGGCUCAUCGUGCGACUCCUGCCCCGUCUCCUGCGGGAGAUGGGGCUCGCCCCGAUGACGGCGCCGGCAAGAAAGCCGCGGAACGGUGUGGCCGAUGCCACACCGGCGAAGAAAGCGGCCAAAGCUGCUCCUAAAAAGGGAGAGAGCGCACCCAACGCGCCUCCCCCCACCGCUAAGGCGAACCUGCCGCCCCCGGCUGUCUCCAAAACAUCUGGGGACGGAAUGACGGGGACGGACGCGAACGAGGCGACCUGGGCGCAGGUCGUAUCGAGGGGGGCAAAAAGGGCGGCCGCCAAGCUGAGGUUGCCCGGCUCGACGGUCAUCGUAGUCACUUGCGCCGACCCCACCAACUACCAGGAGGUGGUGACAAAAGCGCGGUCCUCGAUCUCCCUCAAAGAUGUGGGGAUCGAGGAUCUCCGACCAAGGAGGGCCAUUACAGGGGCACUUAUUUGGGAAGUCCGGGACCCGGAGAGUCGCGCCAAAGCUGACAAGUUGGUGGAGAAACUGUCGGCCGUCUUUGCGGACAGGAACGACGUAAAGGUGUCCCGUCCGUCGAAGGCGGCCGAGGUGCGGGUUUCCGGGUUGGACGACUCGGCAACCCCCACUGAGGUUGCCGAGGAGUUGGCCCGGGCCUGUGGGCGGCUCCCGCCGGAGUUCAAGGUGCGGUGCCCCGUAGAGGCGGCCAAGCAGCUCGUGGUCGCCUCUAGAGUCGUAGUGGGGUAG
Molecule: messenger RNA, 1767 nt
Organism: Acromyrmex echinatior (Panamanian leafcutter ant)
Lineage: Eukaryota; Metazoa; Arthropoda; Insecta; Hymenoptera; Formicidae
Source: RefSeq, a predicted model, not a curated record